AAUUGUCCCAAGGAGACAGAAUAAACAGUCUCCCAUUUCCCACAGUCCCUAUCUCUCCAGGUUAUCGUCCUGCAGGCAGCAGAUGGCAUUUGUUCUUUGUAGUUAUUUCUGUUUGCAUAGGGGUGGGCAGAAGAGGGCAUCAGUUACAGGCAGUUGUGAGCCACCUCUCUGGGCUCUGAGAACUGAACCCUAGAUCCUCUGAAAGAGCAGCAAGCACUCUUAGCUUCUCAGUCAUCUUUCUGGGCCCCUUGAUCUCUCUCUCUCUCUCUCUCUCUCUCUCUCUCUCUCUCUCUCUCUUGAAACAUAAGAAGGCAAAAGCUUGAGAAGGCCAAAUAAAUCAUUAAUGAAAGGCAAAAGCUUCUGGGAAUCACCAUGGUUAGGAUGAAAAAUGUCUGCCCACAGCGGAUGGUUCCACACUAGCCUGAAGUGCUAUUGGUAGGUGGCAGACCCUGAAGAGCAGGGACCCAGGAGCAGGAAGGUAGGCCCCUGGGGGCAUGCCCCCAAAGGUGAUAGUGGAAGCUGGGCUUAUCUUCUCUUUCUUGUUGCUUCCUGGCUAACAAGAGGCAAAGAGACCUUCUUCACUGCACAUCGUUUCAUGAUUUCUUAUGCCUCCACAGGACUAAAGAGCCCGUUGGCCAUGGUUGGAAAUCUAUGAAACCCUGAGCCAAAUCAACCCUUAUCUCAGGCAUUUGUCAUCACAGUGGAAAGCAUGCCACCAGGAGUAAAGGCAGCUUUUCUAAAUGUUGAUUGUGAAAGACUUUCACAUCUGUCUUAACCUUGAUGUCCUUCAUUUAACUUUAUCCCAGACCAUUCUCUGCAGGUAUCAGGUCUUGUGACCUUCGGCUGAAGAUUGAUUGAUUCCUCACUCAAGAAUCCAAUGCUCACAACACAGGGUCAAUUUGAUUAAUUAACUUAAUCAACUUUUUAUUCUUAAUUAUUCUUCUUCAUGAGAACACGGUGAGAGUUCAUAUACCAUCUGCUGGGCCUAGAAUCUCCCCGAGUUCCUGUCAUAGUCAGCUUGGCUGUCAACUUGGCAUGCUUGGGAAGAGGGCACCUCAGUGGUUAGAGGAACUGAGAAACGGAAGAGGGUUGCCUUCCCAGAGGCCCUCACUUUUCAGCCUUACUGUCUGUAACGGAGUGUCCUUGUUGAGUGGGCGGGGAAGGGGCUCUGUAGAAAGCAGCAGCCUGUGGCUCACUUCCUUGCACUUUCUUAGAUUCUUGAAUACACAUUUUUGACUGCUGUCUACCAGAAAGACAAGUACUACAUUUUCUCUCUCAUCUGUGGUUUCUAACUCCAAAUCUUCAGAUGUAAGGAAAUAAUCUGGAGUAACUGUUGUAACCAGGAAUAAAGGACCAGACUUGGGGGGGCAAAGGUAGUUCUAGAGAGUGGAAUAGCAGGAUACAGGUGAUAUGAAGAGGAAAUGGGAAACCAGAGAGGUGUCUUUAGUUUGGGAGGUAGGAGAUAGGACAAUACAGAAAAAGAGGGAGGAGGGAUAAAUUAUACUAAUGGUGCUUGAAAAAGACAUAGGGAAUCCUAAAAUUAUGUAUAAUCCCAAUUAUAGGUACAUGCAUUAUAUAUUUUAAACGAAGUUACAUCACUUGAACUGACAAUGCUCCCCACAAAGAGCCAUUAAUUAUCUAACAAAAACCCCAGCACCAGGCAUGAGAAACCUCCUUUGGAGUUGUUGAUGAGGGUCGUUCAAGAGACUCCCCAAACAUUAUUGCUAUGGCCCUUGGUUGUCUCCCAGAAGUUGAAGGCACGACCCUGCUGCUGAAGACUCCGUGUACUGUGGACACAGGACUCAGAACUUCAGCUGGAACCGUCAGGAACCCCUCCUCCCUAAGGACUAGCUUUCAUAGUACUGGAAACUGAUACGCAAGCUGCCAAAGGAGGAGAGCGAUCAACAGUCCUCCCCAGCUGCAGUGAGGAAGAGCCACAGCGAUGUCCAGCAUGGGGAAAUAGCCCUUAAACUGCAAGAGCAGCUCUUAUCUCUUUACCACAACCAACUAAUUGGACUUAACGCCCAUUCUACAGGAGGGAAAUCAUGUCUAGUACUGGAAAUUAAGUCAUCUACCCAGGACUAAUGAGAUCAUGGUUCUCAAAGGAGAACCUCCACCCACUACUUACUAGCGUAAUUUCUGACUGUAUUCUGAAUACUUGUGCUUCUAUCCACAGAUGAGCGUGGCUUUCCCCUUCAUCAAAGAGCUUCUGUUCACAGCAGAUAGAGACCAUCACAGAAAACCACAGCGGGUCGAAAUAGGGAGAACAACUGAUCAUGGGGUGCCCAGCAUCUGUGAAUACAUCAACAGCACAGCUCCUGCACCCAAAGUUCGGGGGCCAUCAAGAAAGAGAGGGCAGAAGAUUGUAAGAUCCAAGAACUAGGAAGUCUGCUGUGAGAUUGUAUCUUCUAGUCAUGACAGGGAAACUGUACCCAUGAAAUUUCAACAGCAUGGCUGCCUAAACAAGACCUGAACAAUUCUAACAUCAGUUGAUACCCCAGUGUAUGAUGGGAAACUCAUGGGCCCUACCCCUAGAUAAAGAACUAUGAGUAGUUAACAACUGCUGAGAUAGGGGAAAUCAGUAUUUUCUAGGGGUGAGCCCCAUUGAUUGAUUAUCUAAUACCAAAUGGUCAUCCCCAGAAACAUAUACAUGCAGGUAACACUGAGUGGUCUCAGCAGGUUGUUUUUAUAUAGUUAUUCAUUUAUAUGUAUAUCUAAUAGUAAAGACGAGGAGGGUGUGAAUUAGGGAGGGGGAAUUUGAGAAGGGUAGAAAGGAGGAAAGGGAGGGGAGAAAUUAUGUAAUUAUAUUUUAAUUAAGUAAAAGUAAAUAAUUUUAAAAGAGAGUCAAUGGGGGCAUGCAAAAAUUAACUAUUAAAAAACUAAUUCUAACAAUAUUUUUAUUUUGAAAAAGGACCUUAAAUUUCCAAUCCUCCUACAUCCUGCUGGGUGCUGAGAUUACAGGCCUGCACCACCAUGUGUCAUUUAUAUGUUGCUGAGCUUCACACAUGCUAGGCAACUGUACCAACUGAGCUACAGCCCCACCAUCAAGCUCUGCUGUCUGUUGCUUUUUCUCUUAGAAUGCAGGAAUAUGGUUCAUUUCAUGUGCUGACCUCACGACCCAGCAGCUCUUCUCAGUUCACAUGUUUAACCUAUUAGUAAAUUCUUUGUCAUUGCCUAAGUGUAUGAUUAAUCAUUUCUGUUACUGUCAUAGACAUCUUUCUUCUUCAAAUAUUUCCCCUACAGUAUAUGUCUAUUUUUGAUGCCCAAUUAAAAGUUUGUAUAUUUCUUCAUUGAUGUGUAUUGUUCCUUCAAUUGUUAGACAAGCCAAAUACUCAACUGUGGUUCACUGAAAUAAUUGGGCAUUUCAUUACUAUGUUUCAUUGAAUCUGGAAUGUUGGAAUAUUAUUGACAAAGACUAAAAGUGACUGGAACAAGAAUUAGCUUCCUUCUCUCUACAGCCUCCUGUUUGCAUAUUUCUCAAGAGAUCUCUUUUUACCAUAAGUAUUCUGACUCUCAUUGGAUCUCUUCUAAAUUAUAGCUCAUAAAGAUUGUCGCAAGAGUAUCUGCCAAUUCCUGGAAACAUUCUUGCUUCUCCUGUCUCUGUCCUCUUUCACCUCCAACUGUAAAUCCUGGCUGCCUCCUAUACCACCGUGUUAAUAAGUAGAAAUCUAAUUUCCCUAAGUAUUUCUUCAGUGAUAUAAUUCAUUAAGUGGCUAAAAGAAUUUACCUGUUUAGGUCAAGGGUUUGAUUAGCGCUACUAUCUUAACACGGUGAUUACUCUUGGUUGCCUGGUAGUGUUCUGUGCAAAUGAACCCGAACUGGGUGGAAGGAAAUGUUUUGUAACAUGUGUUAUCAGAAAAAUUCAGAUAACACCAUUUUUAUAAUAGACAUUGGCUCAGAUAUGGUUUAAAAAUUAUUCCUGUGAAGAACUGCAAAAGGUAUAUAUAGACACAUGGAAUGUUAGCUUAGAGACAACAAGAUUACUCUUCUGGAAUUGUGACUGAGGGCUGGGAUUGUCUGUGGCUUGUGUAGGGACUGUGUGGAGUAUACAACCUCUAAUAGAAUAGGUGGAAGAUGUCAUCCCAGAGUCAGCCAAGCCUCCUUCACAAGUACAAGGGCAUCCUCUUCUCUGCCAUGUCUUCAGAAGAACUCCUUGAUUCCUUGGAUUCUUUUGAUGCAAGAGAAGAUGACAUAUUUCUGGUUUCCUACCCAAAAUCUGGAACCCACUGGGUGGCAGAAGUCAUUGAGAACAUUCCCAAUGCUGGAAUCACUCUCACAUCUCCUAUUGAGUGGGGAGAUGUUUCUAAAUUCAAAGAGCUAAAAAUGGUCCCUAAGAGAAGAGUUAUCCCAACGCAUCUAAGCUAUGAAAUGAUUCCUGUGACCGUUAAACAGAAGCAAUGUAAGAUUGUCUACGUUGUCAGAAACCCGAAGGAUACAGCUGUGUCCCUGUUCCACUACUACAAAGACAACCCCAACCUCCCGUCCACUGAAACGUGGGCUGUGUUUUUAGAGCUGUUCCUCAAAGGAGACGUUGUAUAUGGUUCCUGGUUUGAUCAUGUUUUGAGCUGGGAAAAACACAAAAAUGAUAAAAACGUCCUCUUCCUAUUCUAUGAAGAAAUGAAGAAUGAUUUUGCUAAGAGCCUAAAGAAAAUAACUGCUUUCCUUGGCAUCAGUGUGAAUGACAGUGAAAUGAGUCAGAUCGCUCGGAACACAUCGUUCAGUGAAAUGAAAAGCAAUGCAGUUAAAGAAAACAGUGAUCCCAAUCACACCAUCUGUGCCCUCACAUCCAACAGGAACCUGGUGUUCAGAAAAGGAGUGGUGGGUGACUGGAUCAACUACUUCACUCCGAAGCAGAAGCGAGUCUUUGACGAAGUUUUCACAGAGAAGAUGAGACACAGCGAUGUGGGCAGAUGCCUGAAGGAGUAUGAGAAUGUGGAUGGGAAAUAAAGCUGAUCCCCAUCCUCUGCCAUGAGGCGCCCAGAGAACAUGUAAAUAUUCUUUAUGGAUGUGGAAAGCAGGGACUUCUUUCCAUGAGAAACACAUACUUCAAGAACGUGUCAAAAGUGGCCCCCGUGAGAGACUUAAGUUAUCAUUGUGUUUGGUGAGAGUAGAGAAAUAUUAAUAAAAGGAGGCAUAGAAUUCUCCAGCAGCUGAACUCUGGAUCCCCUUCCAGCAUGUUCAGCAAGGCCAGGGGUAGCUCCUGUUCAGAGAGAGGACAUUACUGUGAAUCCUCCGUGAGCUGUGCUGCUGCGGAAUAGAGGUGAAGGAUUAAGUGGCAUACCCGGGAAAAUUCUAUUUUCUGCCUAUUUAGACGAGCAUGGCCUGUAUCCAACGUUUUUGUUUCAACAUUUCCAAGUGUCUGUGAGAAAUACUUUCUAAAAUCACAAUAACAGAGACCAUCUUGUCAAACUUGAAACAUCUAAUGGUAGGAUCCUAUCAUACAUGGGUGAGCAUGAAGAAUGAAGAGAAAAUCCUCCAGCCGAACAUGGCUGGGCAAGCCUGUGGUUUCUUAAUAUCACCUCAAUUAAAUUAUAAACUUUUUCAUUUUCCAAUUUUGAAACUGAACUUCCCUUUGAAACUUUCCAUGCUAUGACUAUAGUAUUUUGAGUAUGCAUGCUUACUUCCAGACUCAUGCCGAAUGAUAAUCCAGUCUCUACAGCUCUCUGUAAAGUGCACUACCCCAUGCCUUUCACUAGAGGGCACUGUAAAGAACUCUCAGUGAAUUGAACAGUGUUCUCCCACAGGUCUCAGCACAGUUUACUUCUGCUGUAGACUCCUACCUAAGGCUUGCUGGGAAAUCAAAACUGUGCUGUGUGUAGCUCUUAAUGCUGAGCUCAAAGCAGGAGGUGGGUUUGCUGAGUCCAACUAAACUUUUUGAUUUUUAUACCCUAGUGUAUUAGGAAUCUAUGUAAAUGUUCAGGGACAAAUCUGUUGGGGUAUUUUGUGUGGCGUCGAUAAUUCAGCAAGUAGUUCAAUUUGCAUAAAUCUUCUGUGUGCAUGCCUUUGUUACAAAUAAAGAGCAUCCCUUUUGA
Messenger RNA from Peromyscus californicus insignis, 6032 nucleotides. RefSeq names its product sulfotransferase 6B1-like. Gene Ontology annotation, molecular function: sulfotransferase activity. The transcript is spliced from 6 exons. The record is from RefSeq and is a predicted model, not a curated record. Gene Ontology annotation, biological process: sulfation. Lineage: Eukaryota; Metazoa; Chordata; Mammalia; Rodentia; Cricetidae. Bases 4075 to 4947 code for a protein of 290 amino acids. Gene Ontology annotation, cellular component: cytoplasm.